Larimichthys crocea (large yellow croaker) is the source of this 2405-nucleotide messenger RNA. Its product is annotated as tetratricopeptide repeat protein 39B. The transcript has 18 exons. NCBI's taxonomy places the organism in Eukaryota, Metazoa, Chordata, Actinopteri, Sciaenidae. Bases 177 to 1925 code for a protein of 582 amino acids. Gene Ontology annotation, molecular function: protein binding. The record is from RefSeq and is a predicted model, not a curated record.
CACCUUUGUGGGCUGGUCGUGCAAACCUCGGCCACUCCCGACUCAUUAGCAAAUAAAUAUCGCGGGAGGAAAUUUUUUUUUGUUGCCUUGUCUGCAACAGUACAGAGAGGCUGCUACAUUACUAACAAGGAAAGACAUCACCUCUCUUCAUAACGCUUCUUGUAAUCUGACAUCAAAUGGAGACGACAGGCAGUUCUCUACAACAGGUGGAUCUGAGCAGUGAAGAUACAAUGUCAUUUAAAAUGGAUUUAGAGACCGCAUUGAAGGAAUGCUCCACUGCCCUUGAUCUUUUCCUGAACAACAGGUUUGCUGAUGCUCUGUCUCUCUUAAAACCCUGGAAGGAUGAGAGCAUGUACCACUCAAUGGGUUAUAGCAGCAUCUUGGUGAUGCAGGCAGGCAUGACCUUUGAACCGAAGGACAUGGAUGCUGCCAUGAAUUCACUGACAGAGUCUUUGCAGACAUGCCAAAGAUUUCGGAAGAAAACUGGAAUAAUGGAGACUUUAACCAACCUCUGGAACAGACAACCAGUUGAGAACCUGACAGAAGCAGAGGAGAUGCAUGCAGAGCUUUGCUACGCUGAAGUUCUCCUGCAGAAAGCGGCUCUCACGUUCCUGGACGAGAGUAUAAUCGGCUUCAUCAAAGGAGGGAUGAAAAUCCGCAACAGUUACCAGAUUUUCAAGGAUUGCCAGGCUUUGGCAAAUGUCACAAAAGACAUAGAAAAACAGAAGGGAACGCACAUUCACUUCAGAGGUGGCGUCAGCAUGGGCAUUGGAUCAUUUAAUCUGAUGCUGUCUCUGCUCCCAUCCAGAGUCCUCAGACUGAUGGAGUUCUUGGGCUUCUCAGGAGACAGGGAAAUGGGUUUGUCCGAGUUGAGAGAGGGAGCAGCCAGCAACAGCCUACGCUCUAUCCUGAGCACCCUGACUCUGCUCAUGUUUCAUCUCUACAUUACAGUGAUUCUGGGUACUGGUGAAGGAAACCUCGCUGAGGCUGAAGCUCUGCUGGAGCCCUACAUUGAUAAAUUCCCUAAUGGAGCUCUCAUUCUUUUCUACACUGCAAGAAUUGCUUUACUCAAAGGAAACUUCACAUUUGCCCAGGAGAAAUUCCUGGCAUGUAUUGCAGCACAGGAGGAGUGGCGUCAGAUUCACCACCUGUGUUCCUGGGAGCUGAUGUGGGCUUACUCCUUUGAACUAAACUGGAGAGAGGCGUAUCGAUACGCUGAUCUGCUAUGCAAAGAGAGCAAGUGGUCACAGGCUGUGUAUGUUUUCCAGAAAGCUGCCAUCUUGAGCAUGCUACCAGAGGAGGAAGUGUCUAAACUGGGAGAAAAUGUGGUGGAAUUAUUCAGGCAGGUGGAUGGUCUCAGACUGAGGAUUGCUGGGAAGUCGAUUCCAACAGAGAAGUUUGCAGCAAAGAAGGCGGUGCGAUACUUGUCUUCUGACCCCGUGAAACUUGUCGUCCCUGCUUUGGAAAUGAUGUACGUGUGGAACGGUUUCACAAUAGUUGGCAAAAGACCUGAGUUGACUGAAAGCAUCUUGGCCACAUUAGAGAAAGCAGAGGAUGAGCUCGGAGAGGAGAAAAACCCAUCAGAGUAUCACCAGGAUGACCAGUGUGUUGUCCAGCUGCUGAAGGGCCUGUGUCUAAGACAGUUGGGACGGCUGGUCCAGGCUGAGCUCUGCUUCAAUUAUGUCAUUUCCAGUGAAAACAAUAUCAAGCAUGACAACUACCUGGUGCCAUUUACCAUGUAUGAGCUGGGUCUAUUGCACAAGCAGAAAGGUGACACCAGCACAGCCAUCACUGUGAUAGAAAAGGCCAAGACGAACUACAAAGACUACAACAUGGAGUCGAGACUACACUUCCGCAUCCAUGCAGCACUCGAGACCAUGGGCUCCUUUCCAGCCAAACUUCCCCCUUCACGUACGCCGGCUUAAAAGACCCCAUGGCAGAAUUGUCCAGAUGGGCAUCUUGCUGUCAGCCCGUCAAUAAUGGUACUUUGGUAGUAUGGUAGAGCAGAGCUCUCUCAGUUGCAACCCUCUGUAGUUUUGUUUUAAAAUGUAUUUUUGAAUUUAAGCUAGAACAGUGAAGUAGACUCUGCUGGCAACCUGAUAUGAAUGACUGAAGAUGAUUAUAGGUGGCACUUGCGGGGUCAAAAAAAGGUUUUAAGUGAGUGUUGGGAAAGUUAAAAUCUUUUAAGUGUCCAAUAAUGUUAUACAGUUGGAGUUUAUUUAUUCAUGAGCUUAAGCCUGUUUCAAUAUUUAAAGAUGAUUUUAUAAACUAUAUGUCCAGGUACAAUUCAGCCUUGUUCUACAGAUAACAUCUUGUAAAUAACUGUUAGUAUUAUCCUUUUUCAGUGCAGUAUGAACCAAUCUGUUUUAGUUUGAAUAUGAAUAAAGCUUAUGAAUCAUGCUUAA